This is a messenger RNA of Babesia bigemina, 3363 nucleotides long. RefSeq names its product leucyl-tRNA synthetase, putative. The transcript is spliced from 8 exons. The record is from RefSeq and is a predicted model, not a curated record. NCBI's taxonomy places the organism in Eukaryota, Apicomplexa, Aconoidasida, Piroplasmida, Babesiidae. Gene Ontology annotation, molecular function: leucine-tRNA ligase activity; ATP binding; aminoacyl-tRNA deacylase activity. Gene Ontology annotation, biological process: leucyl-tRNA aminoacylation. Bases 1 to 3363 code for a protein of 1120 amino acids.
AUGUCGAAACGCGCGCAAUUAUUGGAGAAUGAAGCUCUGGUGCGAGCGCUGUGGCAGGAAGGCCGCGUCUUCGACGCGUCCGUCCCGGCCUCUGGCACCGCCGACAAGUACUUCUGCACAUUCCCGUACCCGUACAUGAAUGGCCGGCUCCACAUUGGGCACGCGUUCAGCAUGUCCAAGGCCGAGUUCCAGGCCCGUUUUCAGCGCACGCAGGGCAAAGCUGUGCUUUGGCCGUUCGGGCUGCACUGCACUGGUAUGCCUAUAAUGGCGUGCGCCGACAAGAUAAAGGCUGAGCUGGCUGAAGCUAAAAACGCUGGUUUAUCGGCUCCAAUCACCGGCUCGGAGGAACUCCCCGUCGACACCGCAGGCUCCCAGGAACAGGCGCAGGAGAAGGAUUGCACGAAAUUCAGUUCCAAGAAGAGCAAGCUGACUGCGAAAUCCAAUGUGAAGAUGACCCAGAUGGAGAUCAUGCGCCACAUGGGCAUCGCUGACGCCGAGAUCCCCAAGUUCGCCGACCCCCAGCACUGGCUGACCUACUUCUCGCCGCUGGCGAUUCAGGACCUGCAGCAAUUCGGCACCUCGGUCGACUGGCGCCGCACGUUCAUCACCACCGACCGCAACCCCUACUACAACGCGUUCGUGGAAUGGCAGUUCACCCGCAUGAAGGACCUGGGCACCCUGCACUUCGGUUGCCGCGCUUCCAUCUUCAGCCGGUCUGUGAUGCAGCCCUGCGCCGACCACGACCGCGCUGAGGGUGAGGGCGCGACCGCGCAGGAGUACACCGCGAUAAAAAUGCACCUGGAGGAAUCGCCAUUUAGCAUUCUCGAUUCGCUGGAUGCGCCGUACGCGCCGUACAAGGAGGUCCUAGCGUCUAAACAGGUGUACUUGUUGGCCGCGACCCUGCGCCCAGAGACCAUGUACGGCCAAACGAACUGCUUUGUGCUGCCCGAGGGGUCCUACGAGGUGGUGCUGGGCUUCAGCACCCCCAAGCUGAACUUCAACGAUUUCGGCGUCGUGGAGAGCAUCGUGAGCGUCGAGGAGGCCGUCAAGAGAUGCGACUGCCUCUACGUCACCUCCGCACGUUCCGCGAUGAACAUGGCGUACCAGGGUCUGGUCCUGUUGCGUCCUCCCCAAGCGCCGUCUACGCUGAGCGAAGUGCACUCAGUGUCCCGUUGUAACGGCCAGGAGCUCAUAGGCUCCGCUCUGCGCACCCCGCUGAGCGUGCACCAGCGCAUCUACGUGUUGCCGAUGCUGACGAUCUCGAUGGAGAAGGGCACCGGCAUCGUGUCGUGCGUCCCCAGCGACUCCCCCGACGACUACAUGACCCUCUCUGAAAUCCGCAAGAAGGGCGCCUACUACAAGGAGAAGUACAACGUCGACGCCGUCCACUGCAGCCUCGACGCGGUGCCUGUGAUCGACAUCCCCGGCCUCGGGUCGUGCGCCGCCGAGCUGGUGUGCCAGCAGGAGAAGGUCGCCUCCAGCAAGGACAGCGUGAAACUCGAGCGCUGCAAGGAGAUUCUGUACAAGCGCGGGUUCUACGAGGGCGUGAUGGCCGUUGGGCCUUACACCGGCCGCAAGGUGUCCGAAGUCAAGGAGGUCAUCCGGGACGAGAUGCUGCGCGACGAGCAGGCGUUCGUGUACUACGAGCCGACGAAGCGCGUUGUGGCCCGUGCCGGCGACGUCUGUAUCGUCGCGCUCUGCAACCAGUGGUACACCAAAUUCAGCGACGAGGCCUGGAAGCAACGCGUGCUUGCCCACGUGGGCGACCCGUCUAAGUUCACCUGCUACUCCGAGUCCGCGUUGAACCAGGUGAAGCACGUCGUGAGCUGGUUGGACAACUGGGCGUGCAGCCGUUCGUACGGCCUCGGCACCGUGCUGCCGUGGGAGGACAUUAGCCAGAACAAGAAUUCGCUGAUCGAGAGUCUGUCUGACAGCACCAUCUACAUGGCGUACUACACGAUUGCGCAUUACUUGCAGGGCGACAUUUUCGGCACAACCCCUGGUUCCCUCGGCCUGAAGGCGGAGCAGCUGACCCCGGAGGUGUUCGACUACAUCUUCCACCUGAGCGACAAGGCCCCUGCCGACGUCGACGCUGCGAUGUGCGAGAAGCUGCGCCAGAUGCGCGACGAAUUCGCGUACUGGUACCCGGUUGACCUCCGUACCUCCGGCAAGGAUCUGAUCUUCAACCACCUGACGAUGAGCCUGUUCGUUCACAAUGCCAUAUGGGGCAACGUGAGCUCCAUCGAUGCGAUGCCGCGGUCGUACCUGUGCGUGGGCCACAUCCUGGUCGACGCGGAGAAGAUGUCGAAGUCCAAGGGGAACUUCCUGACGCUCGAGGACGCCAUCGCGCAGUACACCGCCGACGGCACCCGAGUGGCGCUCGCGGAUGCGGGCGACGGUCUGGAUGACGCCAACUUCGCGAAGGAGACGGCCGAAGCGGCCGUGCUGAAGCUGCACGCCAUCCUGCUGUCUGCGCAGUCCGACAUGGAGCUGGCCGGCCGUGCCAACAGCGGGAGCAGCCUGUCGGAGUACGCGAAGCGCGUGUUCAUGAACGAGCUGUGCGUCCUCGCCGAGCGCGCCAAGGAGUCGUACUCGAACUUCGUGUACCGCGACGCGCUGAAGUACUGCUUCUACGACUACAUCAACGCCCGCCGCAACUACAUGCAAAUGUCCCAGGGCGACGUCGACCACGCCGCCCUCGUGAUGUACCACGAGACCUUCUGCCGCAUCGCCAACCCGAUAAUUCCGCACAUGUGCGAGUUCAUCUGGCUGAAGGUGCUGGGCCGCAGCACGUCGCUGGUGGGAGAGCCGUGGCCGACGCUGCCCGCAAUCGACUGGGCUCUUCACAGGCAGGUGAAGCUGUUGUCGAAGAACCUCGACGAUUUCCGCAAGUGCAAGGAGAAGUCCCUGGCGACAUCCAAGAAGCGCAAGGGCGCCGCCCCGGUUGCCGAGUUCACGGGCGCGGUGAUCUACGUUGCCAAGGAAUACCCGGCGCUCCACCAGGAGGUGCUGCGCGCGCUCCAGGCCAUGGACGUCGUCAGCGGCGCCAUGACGGAGAAGGACGUGAUCAAGGCGCUGUCCACCUCCGACCUCGUCAGCAAGGCUUCCGUGGCCGACAAGAAGACGAUGCUGGCCUUCGCGAGCUUCCAGCUGCGCGACGUCGCCGUGAUGGGCAGCAGCGCCCUGCUGCUGGAGCUGCCGUACUGCGAGCUGGCGUUCCUGCGGUCCAUCCUGCCGUUCGUGCAGCAGUCGCUAGAGGUUACGGAGUUGCACGUGCUGCCGCACGACGAGGCGCACGAGCGCGACACUACUAGCAUUCGGCAGUCGGCCUUCCCCGGCCGCCCGGCGGUGUUCUUCUACUAG